Molecule: messenger RNA, 1618 nt
Organism: Cynara cardunculus var. scolymus (artichoke)
Lineage: Eukaryota; Viridiplantae; Streptophyta; Magnoliopsida; Asterales; Asteraceae
Product: tRNA (adenine(58)-N(1))-methyltransferase catalytic subunit TRMT61A
Exons: 4
Coding region: 394-1329 (311 amino acids)
Biological process (GO): tRNA methylation
Cellular component (GO): tRNA (m1A) methyltransferase complex; nucleus
Source: RefSeq, a predicted model, not a curated record
UUUGAUCAGAAAAUCUCGAUUCUCUGCUGAUGAAAAGAAGAAUGAAUUGAAGAUAUCUAGCUAGUUGAUUUCAGUUAUGCACGCACAAUUAUCUGUAUAGAAUUGGUUCUGUUCGUUUCGGAAAUGCCAUUGAUUGAGUUUGUGCAAUUUUAUUAGCAGCGAUGGAUUUUGCAGAAGUACAUGAAAUAAUACUCAAUUAGUCAUUAGAAUUCGACAUUUUACCUUAUAACAAACUGAAAAGGCUGUUUGACUAUUGGUAACAAGAUCAAUCUUGGUUUUCGGAUAACAGAGUUAGCGUCAAUGGAGUUUCCCAGAUCAAGGUGAUCGCUUUUUUACACAUAUAGAGUGAUCACUUGAAGAUUCAGUUGUGAGUUUGUAUCACGAUCCCAAACGAUGUUGCCUACUGAUCCUACGAAGAAAUUGUCGUUCAAGCGGAACAUAAGUGAUGGUGAUUUGGUUAUUGUAUACGAGAAACAUGAUAACAUGAAGGCUGUAAAAGUAUGUGAGAAAUCUGUUCUUGAGAACCGUUUCGGUAUAUUUAAGCAUGCAGAUUGGAUUGGGAAACCAUAUGGCUGUAAAGUGUCUAGCCACAAGGGUGGAUUUGUGUACUUGCUGGCUCCAACUCCUGAGCUAUGGACAUUGGUUUUAAGCCACAGAACUCAAAUUCUUUACAUUGCAGAUAUCAGCUUUGUGGUCAUGUACUUAGAAUUGAUUCCUGGCUGUGUGGUUCUUGAAUCCGGUACCGGAAGCGGAUCAUUAACGACUUCUCUGUCAAGGGCCAUUGCUCCUACUGGACAUGUCCAUACGUUUGAUUUUCACGAACAGAGAGCUGCGGCUGCUAGAGAAGAUUUUGAGAGAACAGGGUUGAGCAGUUUGGUGACAGUGGGAGUUAGAGAUAUUCAGGGUGAGGGGUUUCCGAAAGAUCUAACAGGUCUAGCAGAUGCCGUCUUCUUGGAUUUACCCCAGCCUUGGCUUGCUAUUGGUUCUGCUGGAGAAAUGUUGAAACCAGAUGGAGUCUUGUGUUCAUUCUCGCCUUGCAUUGAACAAGUACAACGUUCAUCUGAAACCCUUGCAUCGAAUUUUACUGAUAUAAGAACAUUUGAGGUCCUUUUGCGCACAUAUGAAGUUCGAGAAGGAAAAAUGGAUCACUGUCAAACUGAAGGAGGUACUCCUGGGUCUCGCCCAUGCAAGAGGAAGCAUCGUACAAGUGAAGGAAGUCAAUGGGAACAGGAGCAUUCUGGAUCAUCUAUUGUGAUGGCUAGACCAUCUGGCGAGGCAAAAGGUCACACGGGCUAUCUAACAUUUGCUAGACUUAGAUGUGUUGCCUGAUGAUAAUACAUUGAGCCUGCGUUAGACUGAUUAAAUAGCGGAAUAGCUCUAGAACUUGCUGAUUACGAUGAGCAGUUGUUUUCGGCUUCAAUAUAGGUCGUCUCCUAGCUUCAAUGAAGCUUGAUGACUACUGACAAUUUUCAUGAUUCCGAUCCAAUCAUCUUGUUUUGAAGUUUUGUGGAAGCCAAGAUCGCCAUUUUUACAGGUUUUCAAUGUUAGAAUUGUUGGAAAAACCUUAAGCACAUGCUGUUACAUUCUCUCUUGAAUAGAAAUGAGCAUGAGUUUGCCU